This is a messenger RNA of Branchiostoma floridae (Florida lancelet), 2199 nucleotides long. RefSeq names its product galactose-3-O-sulfotransferase 3-like. The coding region runs from base 236 to 1732 and encodes 498 amino acids. Gene Ontology annotation, biological process: glycolipid biosynthetic process. The transcript has 3 exons. NCBI's taxonomy places the organism in Eukaryota, Metazoa, Chordata, Leptocardii, Amphioxiformes, Branchiostomatidae. Gene Ontology annotation, cellular component: membrane. The record is from RefSeq and is a predicted model, not a curated record. Gene Ontology annotation, molecular function: galactosylceramide sulfotransferase activity.
ACCCGUGGCAAAAAAGGGACCAAUGUUUGCACAGCAUCGUACAGACGAUAGGAUUACAAUGACGGAGCUCUGCUUGACCUGCUGCUCCACCUGUACGCUCUAGGUCCGACCUUUCAGACUGGUGCGUUAUGCAGCACAACGGUAUGUCCGGGUCGUCGAAGCGCGAGGAGCUGCACCAAAAGUCAGGUGAAAAACAACCACGUUCCACUGGAGCGGAGAACUGAUGGAGUAAGGAAUGGCGAUGCGUCUAAAGAGUUCUUUUCGCUGGCUCGGCAUUGCCUUGCUGGUAAUCUGUGUAUUGCCGACAGUCGUGUUCUACACCUGGGGUCCCCCUUUCAAUGGAGGUACUACUGGUACCACGCAGCAGGGCUCACUUCGGGCCGGACAGAACGCAGGGUUGCUGGGACACUUCGGCAGUUGGAAACGUACCCAGGAACUAGGAUCACAAGGCACAAGAAACUUCGCCACCUGUGAGCCGAGAACUGACAUUGCGUUCAUCAAGACCCACAAAACUGGCGGAACAACAGUGAUGCAGAUUCUUCACCGAUUCGGCUACCUUCAUAACAGCUCUUUCCUCAUUCCUCACCACAACAUCAACGACCUCUAUCCAUACGGACUGCUCUAUCCACAACUGUACCUCCGUCCCAUACAGCACGGGCACGGCAUCCUAACCUACCACACUGUAUACAAUAGACCGGCUAUCGUAAAACACCUCUCUGAAAAUUCAACGUUUUUCACUAUCCUACGUGAACCUUUAAGUCAUCUAAAAUCCACCUUCAGCUACUACAGGCUGUCCAGACUCAUGGACGACUAUGAGAGUACAGAGAUGGAGGCAAUGAUAAAGUUUCUAGAGGACCCCGGGCGGUAUGACACCAAGUUUAACACCCAAAACCCUGGUCGGCCCAUUUCCUUCACUAGAAAUCCCAUGGCUCUCGAGCUCGGAUUUCCCGUUCAAAAGUUACGAAAUAUUACAGGGAAUCCGAGUUCUGAAGACAUCAAAGAUUUCCUGGAAACAAUCUCGGGAGAGUUGGAUUUGGUUAUGAUUCUUGAAUAUUUUGAGGAGUCCCUGGUUCUGCUUAGGCGGCUGAUGUGUUGGGAUCUGCAGGACAUUUUGUACCUGAAAUACAACAGUUAUGAGUAUGACAACGUUACAGUUCCACCUGUUCUCAUGGACAGGCACAAACAGUGGGACACAGUAGACUAUGCCCUGUACAAUCAUUUCAAUAGAACACUAUGGGGAAAGAUCCAAAAGGAAGGCAACGACUUCAGAGAGGAAUUACAUCACUUCAGAGACAUUGAACACAAAGUUCGGACACAUUGUUUUUCUCCCAAAGAUCAAUUACCAACAACUGUGGAGAGGAGUCCAUGGAAUGCACAAUUUCUGAUUGACUCGGAGUUCUGUACAUGGCUCAAGGCAUCCCAUAUGUGCUACUGGACAUUGUUACGUGACAGAAGCCUAAAAUUCCACAUGUCGACUGACGAAAGAAAGACCUCUCCGCUGAAGCAAAAGCCACGCUCGUUCCUCGUGAAGCUAUCCAAGAAGCUCCGUGUAUCCUCUGGUAUCCACGCCCCACCCUUCUGUGUGCUGUGUGGGGAAGUCCAGAGGUACUGCAGUGACCAUGAGUAUGUGUCACACCUGUACCAGGAAGGUCAUAUCUCAUCUUCCCUGUCAAGUUCUAAUCGUCUGGAACUGCAGGGAUGGCAUGGGGGAAAUCCUCUACCCCCCGCAUAGCAUAUACAGAUAUAUAGGUAUAGAUUUAGUGUUCUACAUGUAAAGAAAUGUAACGUUACAAAAUUAUGUGAAAAGCUAUAUGCUAACAGAAACACAAAAUAGUUGGAGACAAAAUAUACGUACUUUGCUUGUCUGUUUAAAGAAUUUUAUUUGAAGGCCAAUCAAUUGGACCCAGCAUUCAUAAAUACACUGGCAGAUGUGAACAGGCAUGACCUAUUGUAAUAGGUUGAAUAUUUGUUUGCAGACUUGGCUGCCAUUGAUUGACAUUGUGUACAUUGAAUUUAUUCUAAUAGCAUGUAUUGAAUCCUAGAAAAGGCACAUGUGACUUUAACAUGCUCACCUGAAUGAUAGCUUACAUGUGGACAAGAUUUUCUAUGCUUUUGUUGCUAUUCUGAGUGAACGGCAGUUGGAGAACGAUCUUUGUAAAUGCUUCACUUCUAUAAUAAAAUGAAUAAUGAUGAUGAUGA